AUGGAGUUUCUGACUGGACCCUGGAAUAAGGAUUGGACUUCAUUCUUACAAUUUUGGUUGACUGUAAUACUAAGCCUUCAAAUGCAAUUCAGUCCAGGUGCCUCUUGCCCAGAAGAGUGUCGUUGUGACAAAUUAUUUGUGUACUGCAACGAACGCAGCUUGACAUCUGUGCCUCUGGGGAUACAGGAGGGCUACAAGGUUCUCUAUCUGCAUAACAACCAGAUCAACAAUGCUGGCUUUCCUUUGGAACUUCACAAUCUUGCCUCUGUGGAGACUGUGUAUCUGUACGGCAACCAGCUUGAUGAAUUUCCCAUCAAUCUGCCUAAAAACACCAGAGUACUGCAUCUACAGGAGAACAAUAUUCAAACAAUCUCCAGGGCAGCCCUAGCACAGUUGACUCGAUUAGAAGAGUUGCACCUUGAUGACAACUCCAUCUCAACAGUGGGGGUGGAAGAAGGGGCCUUUAGGGAGGCACUAAGCCUCAAACUCCUCUUCCUCACCAAGAACCACUUAAGCAGUGUUCCCAUUGGCCUCCCAGAGGACUUGAAAGAGCUAAGGUUGGAUGAGAAUAGAAUCGCCGUCAUCGCCGAGGAGGCCUUCCAGAAUGUGACACGUCUACAGCGCCUCCUGCUGGACGGGAACCUGCUAACCGAUGAAGGCAUUGCGCCAGGGACAUUCCAGGAACUGGCCAGCCUCCGAGAACUGGCGCUGGCCCGCAACUCACUCACCUUUCCCCCUCCCCUUUUACCUAGCCAGUCACUGGUCAAACUUAGCCUGCAGGAAAACCAGAUUGACCAGAUCCCAGUAGCCGCAUUUGCAGAAUUAAAUCGAAUGGAGAAGUUGGAUAUUUCCAGCAACCAACUUCAGACUCUUACACAGGGUGUAUUUGAUAACCUGUCAAGUUUAAGGCAUCUCAUUGUGCGCAAUAACCCAUGGCGCUGUGACUGUGCAGUGAAAUGGGUGGUGGUGUGGCUCAAGUCAUUGCCAUCCUCCAUAAACGCACGAGGCUUCGUGUGUCAGAGUCCAGACAGAGUCCGUGGAAUGGCAAUCCGUGAGCUCACACUGGAUAUUAUUGAAUGUCCAGUCGACGCUGGCCAACCACCAUGGCCCACCCUUCGCUCUACACCUCCUCCUCCGCCCACCACCACCCCUCUUACCACCAUAAUCUCCACUGUUGUAACCACAUCCAAUCCCGACUACUUUGACUCUCCUUCCCCACCUUUACCCCCAAUCCAUAUCAAUCCUCCCGGCCCCAUGCCUCCUUAUGAGGACCCCCUUCAGAUUUCCUUCCAUGUGGUUAACUCUUCUAAUAUAGAGGUGAGCUGGGCUUCCUAUUUCACUGUCACAGCCUACAAGGUCACUUGGGUUAAACGGGGCCAAAGCCAAAUGAACGAAGGCAUGCAGGAACGGACCGUGAGUGGGGGCCAACGGCAUAUUAGCCUCACUGACCUGGAAGCCAGGUCUGUGUACCGGAUCUGUGUGCACGUGUUGGACACCCAUAACUCUUACAGGCCAGGAGAGGAUACAAUAUGUUCUGAAGCCAGAACCAAGUCAGCCUUGCCAACUAAGUCUCCUGGUUCAGGGCAAACACCGAAGGAGAGUGUCAAUUCCACAUUAUUAAUGGCUGGCAUCAUUGGUGGAGCAGUCCUUAUCGUCUUAGUAACACUGCUUAGCCUAUUUUGUUGGCACAUGCACAGGAAGAGCCGGUCAUCUUCGACCAAGUGGAAAUACAACAGAGGCCGGAGAAAAGACGACUACUGCGAGGCUGGAACCAAGAAGGAUAACUCCAUUCUUGAGAUGACUGAAACCAGUUUCCAAAUUGUGGCGCUGAACAACGAGCAGCUGCUCAAGGGAGAUUUCCGCAUUCAGCCUAUCUACACACCCAAUGGGGGGAUUGGAUUUAGAGACUGUCACCUCAGUAACAACAGUUUAGCCUAUUGCAAGAGCAGCAACGUACCGAGUAUAGAGUUUUGCCACACGUGA
Molecule: messenger RNA, 1983 nt
Organism: Nerophis lumbriciformis (worm pipefish)
Lineage: Eukaryota; Metazoa; Chordata; Actinopteri; Syngnathiformes; Syngnathidae
Source: RefSeq, a predicted model, not a curated record